UCGGGUUUGUAGGAACUCUGGUCUUUGUUUUAUUUCAUUUCUCCUCACACAAAGAAACGCUUCUCCGUCUUAACCAUACACAUUUAUCGAUUUUCUCUCUCCCACCUGUCUCUGGCGAGAAAUCUCGCCAUCUCGCCGGAGUAUUCACAUUUUCUUCGCCGGAAACUCAUUGAUCCGACCGAAUAAUUUGCCGGCUGAAGCAGCGAGAGAAAAUUUGAAUGAUACGGAGAGAAUAUAUUAUAUAUAGGCAUUGAAUAAUAAAGAAAUAAAGAGAGAGGGAGAAGUAAAGAAAGGACGAGGAAGAGGAGGAGGAGGAGGAGAAGGCGGUGGUUAACGUAGAAUGCAGGGUAAAGAGAAGAAUCAAGUUAAGUUAGGGUUUGGAGGAUCUUACAAGGCACAAAUGCCAAGAUGAUAUCGUAUCGGUAGCUUCCGCAUUCAAUUUUCCUUGCCUUAUGCCCUAAUUUAUUCCCACUCUCUUCUCUGUUUAAAUUCCCCCCUCUCUACUCUUCUUCUUCUGCUUCUCAUCGCUCUCACCUCUAUUUUUCUUUUAAUAUUUAAUAAAUUCAAGAUUUUGCAUUGCUGAAGGCUGGAUAUAAAUUGAUAAAGGUGUGCCGGCCAUUGGAAGCAAUUACUCUGAAUAAUAUUAUACUUUUCUUGCGGUUUAUAGUUUAUAUCAAAUGAUUAUGCCUUCUGAAACAAUGGAUUUCUUCUCUACCGAUUCAACUUUUCCUAGUGAGAGGCAAGUUGGAUUCUGGAAGUCAGACGGCAUGUCUGAUCAUUAUGCUGCUGGGAAAUCUGUUGCUAUGUCACCCCUGGAAAAUCUUGGAGCUGUUGAAUGUCAGUCAGCAAAGUCAUUUGAACUGCACCACCCUUACUUAAUGCACGAUCAAAAAUUGAAUCAUAGCUUAGGGAGGUUUGUUGUUGGAACAGAGAGUGCAGUGAGUCAGUCAUCAACUUUUCUGAGACCAGUGGUUCAGGACCCGGGGACUAGAUCCAGUUUGAAUGGACGGCCAGCAUCUUAUCAUUCUGAAGGUGUCAAAACUGGCAUGAUUGCUACUCCGUAUGAGAAUAGUCUCUUUUCAAGCUCAUUAGUUGAAUUAUUCAGUAGAAAGAUGAGAUUUGCCUCAAAUAAUAUUCUAUAUGGACACUCUGUUGAUACCGUCGCCUCCCAUUUUGAGGAAGAGGAGCCUUUCGAAUCUCUUGAAGAAAUUGAGGCUCAAACCAUCGGGAAUCUUCUCCCCACUGAUGAAGACUUGUUUAGUGGGAUGACUGAUAAAUUGGACACUAUUAUCAAAUCCAGUGGUAAAGAUGAUGUGGAAGAUAUAGACUUUUUUAGUAGUGUUGGUGGACUUGAUUUAGGAGAGGACGGAGGAGUUUCUAAUGGUCAGCUAGGAUACUCUAAUGGAUCAAUAGCCGGAGAACAUCCCUUUGGCGAACAACCAUCUAGGACACUUUUUGUGAGAAACAUAAAUAGCAACGUUGAAGAGUCCGAGUUGAGAGCCCUGUUUGAGCAAUAUGGAGACAUCCGCACUCUUUAUACAUCUUGCAAGCAUCGUGGUUUUGUUAUGAUAUCCUAUUAUGAUAUUAGAGCUGCAAGCAACGCAAAGGAACAACUCCAGGAUACUCCUUUGAGGCGUCGGAAACUUGACAUUCAUUAUUCAAUCCCAAAAGACAAUCCCUCAGAAAAAGAUAUCAGUCAGGGGACUCUGGUUGCUUUAAAUCUUGACGCUUCCAUUUCAAACAAUGAACUUCAUCGAAUUUUUAGUGUUUUUGGAGAUAUUAAGGAGAUUCGCGAGACCUCAAACAGAAGUCAUCAGAAAUUCAUCGAAUUUUAUGAUGUUAGAGCUGCAGAGGAGGCUCUUCGUGCAUCAAACAGGAGUGAUAUUACAGGGAAGCGGAUCAAACUUGAGCCAUGCCGUCCUGGGGAUUCAAGACGUUUGUUACAACAGAUUUCUCCCAAGUUGGAACAAGAUGAUUGUGGCUCUUAUAUGAAGCAGAGUAGCCCUCCCAAUAAUUUUACUGCUGGGUUCCCUGGAACAGUUUCACAUAGCCCAAUUAUUUCCAAUGGCAUGGAUAGUGGACCUAAACUGGGAUUACCCUCUCCUACGCAAGCCCGAUAUAUGGAAUCUGCAUUUCAUCAUGGAAUUUCACCUAGGUUUCCUAACAGCUUGUCCUCUCUCUUGAGAACUGAAUCCGCUGGCAUUGCUGAGCCUGGUCAUGCAAGGAAUCAAUUAAAAUACGAUGCUCAAGUCUCACCAAAUUUUCAUCCUCAUUCACUUCCAGAAUAUUGCGAUGGUUUAAAGAGUGUUAUUUGCUGUGGUUCUCCUGGAAGCAUGGCUUUAAAUAUGAGUACAAAUCCACAUGAAAGAAAUGAUAGCAGGCAGUUACAAAGAAUUAGCUCUAAUGGGAACUCGAUUGAAUUCAAUGAUGGAGGUUUCGGAUGUGCUGUUAAUGGAAGCUCUUCUCUGCCUGGACAUCAGUAUUCAUGGGGUAACUCUUAUCACCUGAAGUCCCCUGGCAAUAUGUGUCCAAAAUCACCAGCGUUUGUUAAUGGAGUUUCCAUGGGUCAUCCCUCACCACGGCCACAUGGACCUCCUAGAGCACCACCUCCUGCUCUAAAUUGUGUCAUACCUGUAACUAACCACCAUGUGGGAUCAGCCCCGACUAGCAAUCGUUCUCUUUGGGAAAGGCGACGUGCUUAUGGAGGGGAAUCACCUGAGACUGGCUUUCAUCCAGGUUCUCUUGGGAGCUUGAGAAUUUCUGAUAAUUCAGUGCACCCUAUAGAACUUAUCUCUCCUAACAUGUUCUCUCCUAACAUGUUUCCUCGUUUUGCUGGAAACUAUAUGGAUUUGUCAACUCCACCUAAAAAUGUGGGACUCCCACCUCACCACCAAAGAUCUCCGGUUUUUCCAGGCCGGAACCAAAUGAGUCCUAUGGCUAAUUCAUAUGAUUCUCCAAAUGAACGUGCUAGGAGCCGCAGAAAUGAAGGGAGUAUUAAUCAGGCUGACAAGAAACAGUAUGAACUUGAUUUAGAUUCCAUACGCCAAGGAGAAGACAACCGAACAACUCUUAUGAUAAAGAAUAUUCCUAACAAGUAUACUUCGAAGAUGCUCUUGGCCGCAAUUGAUGAACACCAUAAAGGAACCUAUGAUUUUAUUUAUCUUCCAAUUGAUUUUAAGAAUAAAUGCAAUGUGGGUUACGCAUUCAUCAAUAUGACUGAACCAAUCCAGAUAGUUCCGUUCUAUCAGGCGUUUAAUGGAAAGAAAUGGGAUAAGUUCAAUAGCGAGAAGGUAGCAUCACUUGCAUAUGCCCGCAUACAAGGAAAAGCUUCUCUUAUUGCACACUUUCAGAAUUCAAGCUUGAUGAAUGAGGAUAAGCGAUGCCGGCCCAUUCUCUUCACCACCGAUGGUCCAAAUGCUGGUGAUCAGGUGCCCUUUCCAAUGGGGGUUAAUGUCCGGACUAGACCUGGAAAAUCUAAAUCCAUCAGCCAAGAGGAAAUGUAUUCAUAUAUGGCAAAUAAAGAGGAUUCUUUGAGUGGCUAUGCUUCUUCAGGUACAGAAAAGGAGUCUGACUAACAUUUUUUCACUUAAGUUAGGUGAAACCACGAAUAACCAAAUUAAUAGUGACCAUCUGAUAUCUUUGGGCUUUCUUCAAGCUGGGAAACUGUAAAAGAGGCAUCAAAUGAAGCUUCAAAAUUUUGGGUAUUCUUGAAAGUAAUAUAAUGUUAUUUAAUAGAUAGCAGGAGUUUCUGAGCUGGAGGGGUUUUUAACUCGGGUUCUGGAGACUACCUUCUUCUAACACAUCUUUGUUUUUUCUAUUUAUUAUUUUCUUGUUGGGGGGCCAUAUGUAUUUGCUGAGAUGUACAAGCCACUACCAGCUUCUGUGUAUCAUUGUUCCUUCUUGAGAAAGCAGUGAAUUUAUUUUUCUAUUUUA
Molecule: messenger RNA, 3933 nt
Organism: Mercurialis annua (annual mercury)
Lineage: Eukaryota; Viridiplantae; Streptophyta; Magnoliopsida; Malpighiales; Euphorbiaceae
Product: protein MEI2-like 4
Exons: 15
Coding region: 678-3575 (965 amino acids)
Molecular function (GO): RNA binding
Source: RefSeq, a predicted model, not a curated record